This is a messenger RNA of Nannizzia gypsea CBS 118893, 3276 nucleotides long. Its product is annotated as SAP domain-containing protein. The transcript has a single exon. Gene Ontology annotation, molecular function: protein binding. Lineage: Eukaryota; Fungi; Ascomycota; Eurotiomycetes; Onygenales; Arthrodermataceae. The record is from RefSeq and is a predicted model, not a curated record. The coding region runs from base 1 to 3276 and encodes 1091 amino acids.
AUGGUGGAAAGGGAGCGUAUACCGGACCCUACUAUGCCGUCCCCGGUAAAUUGUCCGGUACCUAUUGGAUCGGACUAUGCCGCGCCAGCUUAUCCAGGCCGGCCAGAUCUGUUUGACGACAUCGAAUGGGGACCGUUUCCUUCCGAGGAAGAUAUAAAAAAGGCGUAUAAAGUGUGGUCGAUACCGAACAGCACUCUAAAAGCAUCCCACCCCUUGACCAACGUUCCGGCUGCCUGUCUAGUACGGAAUGUAUACGAGAGCAUCUUGGCUUCUCCAAAUUUACCUAUUCUCCAAGAAAAUUGGGCUUUCAUCCCGCCCAGAGACGCCGAACGAACCGAUGGUUGGACUUACAACGAGAUUUUUGGCACUGAGCCAGAAGUACAAGAGGACUCACCGGAUGAUAGUACCUCGAGCAUACUCGUACAAGGACACAACCCUCUUACCGACACAAGAUACUGGACGAAAGCGAAACUCCAACCAGAACUACGUUCACGAGGAAUCGAUGCAAAUGGCGUCGUUGCUGUCCUACGGCAGAGGCUGUACGACGACGAACGGCAGAGGUCAGAAGCCCGCGGCCUUCAUAAAAGCGAGGGCGAAGAUAAAGGCAGCUUUUUACCUGUCCAGCCUUUACCAGAAUGGGGCCUUAAGCGAGAAUCCGAUCAUUUUUUGGUGAAGAUUACUACAAAAAGCCGGUUAUCGGCUCUGGAUAUGUACACCUGGUCAAUAUCCCUUAGCCCAUACAACCCUACGUUCUGGACCAGUCGUGCAUACCUAUAUUAUCAGAUGGGCCAUUUUGACCUAGCCAUCGGGGAUGCAUAUCGUGCUCAGCUUUUAUGCGAGAAACUUGUCAAUCCGUUGAACCGUCAUGCUCAGCCUGGCUUCUAUAUUCGUAUAUGGGACGCAAUCGAACGACAUAUACUGCAAACCCCUUCCAAUGGACGUCAAUUUUCCCCAGAAGUCAUCCUAUUACGGAAAGGGAAUGGAGUAAACAGCUUCAUUCCCUUAGUACGAAAGGCCGUCCAUCAUAUUAUUGUCCUUAGCUUGUUGGCAAUGCAGUGCUGGGAGGAUUACUCUGCUACCGAGCCGUACCUGACGACGAGACUUAUAAUGGCUGACCGUGAUAAGAUUGCAAUGACCAAACGCCAGGGGAAAUUAGCGCAAUUCAUCCAAAGUGCAGGAAAAGAAAAGAGACGCAAUUCUCGCGAAUAUUUCUUCGAGCGCCAUUAUGGCUUCAUCACAUGCCGUCAGUAUCCGUAUGAUACUUACGAUGCUGCCACGGCACUGGAAAAGAUUGCGGAUAAAUUGAACGAGGACAUGAUGAAAAAGUCACAGGCCAUGGUCUAUCGCCCUGCAAAGAUCCAGGUAGACAUAGAUGGCUUCAACUUGUCAGUAUAUGCGUAUGAAGACAUACGCAAGGGGGCGGUUAUUUAUGUGGACGAGCCAUCAAUCAGGGGUCAUCUUCAACCAUUGUUUAAGCCCUUAAAACAUUAUUGUGAAAACUGCAUGCGCCAACUUAACACAAAUGGAUCCCUAUCGCCGUCCCCUACUGGGAAAAUGGCAGUACAGGAUUCAAGCUGUACUUGCUCCAGUUCCACCCAUGCUCCUUUGUAUUGGUGCAGCGCAGAUACCCACUCAUCUGAAUCCACGGGUGGCCGUCGGAGGAUAAGCGCCGAAACUGACGAUGGCAGAAGAGGGAACCCCUCGAAGAGACAAAAGACAAGCGAUGUCCGUGUCGUAAAACAGGAACUUUCGUGCCUAGAUAUUGCGAAAUCUUUGUAUCAUAACCGUGCCUGUGGGAAGAAUUGGAACUGGCUACACAACGCAAUGCGACCGAACUAUUGGAACUCUGAAUUUGUACCACGGGAGCUGGGAUCACUAUCUCAUUCAAACGAAAAGCAUGGUACUAUAUUGAGCUUGUUGCUCCGAGAAGUGUUUGAUAUCACUCUUCUCCGGCGCAAGACCGAUAACAAGCCGAAUUUGCUGGCUCAUGAGAUUGACGAGCUGAUGCCAACUCUCUUGUGGCCUGCCACAGGCAAGAACCUACCUUUCUCGUUUGCGGCGAAUAUACAGGUUCCUUUUGACAUCCUGUCGUGCCUGGGAGUGAAUAUCUUCCGCGAUCUUUCAUUCGACACUUGGGUAAUCCAACUAGUCCUUCGGAAGUUGUUGAUGUCUGCUAUCCCAUGGCACGCUCUAGACGAGGGAAGGUCUGAGGACAUUCCUGAAUCUCAGCUGGAGAUCAUCAAACGUACAAGGGAAAUUUCUAAGCUUACUCCACAGGAGUCCGACUUAAUUAUACCAACAUUCCCCAACCUUUACGUCUUUCCUGCAGUCUCAGUGUUCAAACAUGCGUGCCCCCCUUAUCAUAACGUGGAUUGGAAUUGGGAUACGGAAAUUCCCAACCGCCUUAUUUUACACGCCAACAGGUUUAUAAGGCACGGCGAAGAGCUAGUCAUACGUUACACCAAAGCCCCCUUACCAAAAAAUACAGCUGUUCGACUUUUUGGUACAAUAUGUAAUUGUCCUGGUUGUGGCGAAGAGCAUUCGAGAUCUCCGGAGACACCUGAUUAUUUCGGGUUUGGAACCAGCGAUGAGUCCCAGCCAGAAAGCUCUCCGGAUCCAGAGCCGCCAGCUCCUCUCCAAGGGCCUAGUACAUCUCGAUGGAGGUCACCAGAACCAAAUCAGGAUACAACAUCUGGGGACAAUGACACAUCACCUGAAUUAAGGGGGAGAAGGAACGGUGGUAACCUAGAUGGAGGCGCGGAUACCGACAAUCAAGAACAGGACGAACUCGAGGAUUAUAAGAGUAGCUCCCAGGAAGAAUCAGCUCUGCAGUCAAAUGUGAAUACCUACCAGGGGCGCACUCCCUUUGACUACAACCAGGCUCGUGAGAGCCAGCUGAGAAAUCAAACUUCUGAUGAUGACUAUCAACUGGCAGCACAACUCGUUCUUGAAACCAUACCAGACAACCCUCAGCCAGAGUCUAGAGAAGGCCAGCACAGUCAGCUACGGGAGGAAUCCCAUAAAUCAUUCAGUUCUACAGCAGCUCGGAAUUCCAUGCCACCCCCACCUCAAGGUUUGGAUCCUAGGCCCAGCCUCCUGAACCCAAGCCACGCAGGGUCCUCACAAGCCCCAUCACGCCGUCGUGGCGGGGCCACAGUGAGGCACAAGGGGGUUAUCAUGUCUUCUUAUGAGUACAAUCAACUUAUCGAGAGAGAGAAGCAACAAGCUGAGCAGGGACGUAAUCAACAAAAGGACAGGGCCGGAGACAAUUCGUAG